This is a messenger RNA of Scophthalmus maximus (turbot), 2306 nucleotides long. Its product is annotated as zinc finger protein RFP-like. The transcript has 10 exons. Lineage: Eukaryota; Metazoa; Chordata; Actinopteri; Pleuronectiformes; Scophthalmidae. The record is from RefSeq and is a predicted model, not a curated record. Bases 99 to 1742 code for a protein of 547 amino acids. Gene Ontology annotation, molecular function: zinc ion binding; protein binding.
GUUUUGAAGCAGAUCCAUUCACCUGCAGUCGACGCAUCCGACCAGGACCCGAGUCUCUCAGAGCGUCUGUACAGGAAACGGAAUGCUGUUUUUCAGACAUGGCCUCCAACUUGUCAGAGGAGCAGUUUCACUGCUGCAUCUGUCUGGAUUUCUUCCACAACCCCACCUCCAUCCCAUGUGGACACAACUUCUGCCUGAAGUGCAUCCAGCGCUUCUGGGACACCAGACGGAAGUCGGUGUGUCCCGUUUGCAAAAAAGCCUUCAAAAUACGUCCAGAGCUCACGAUCAACUUCGGCUUGAGAGACAUCACUAAUGGCUUCAAAGGGUCUCAAAUCAAGAGGAAAAAGCCACUGUUCAAGUCGAUCCUGAAACAACCCUCGCAGGGCGAAGUUCCCUGUGACACCUGCCACAGAGACAAGGCGACUGCGGUCAAGUCGUGCCUCGUCUGCCAGACGUCGUACUGUGAGAGUCACCUGACUCCUCACCUGAGGGAUCCAGGGUUGACGAAGCACCGACUAACGGAUCCGGGAACCUUCAGUCGCCUCUGCAGGAACCACAACAGGCUGCAGGAGAUGUUCUGCCGGACCGACCAGAUGCCCGUGUGUGCGAAAUGCAAUGCGAAGGACCACAAGUACCACAAUGUCGUCCCCAUUGAGCAGGAGAGCAGGACGAUCAAGACUUGGAUCAAGAAGACUGAGGCCGAGGUCCAGCAGAUGAUCCAGGGCAGAGUCAGAAAGAUUGAGCAGAUCAAGAACUCGGUGCAGCUGAGUAAAACUCAGAAAGACAAAGAAAUACAGACGAGUGUGGAGGUCUUCACGAUGGUGAUAAGUGCCAUCGAGAGAAACCAGGCUCUGCUCAUCGAGGAGAUCGAGAAGAAGCAGGAGGCGACUGAGCAGCGCGCCGAGGAGUUCCUCAGGGAGCUGGAGCGGGAGAACAGCGAACUGCAAACAAGAAGCUGCGAGCUGCAGGUUCUGGAGAACACGGACGACCCGCUUUAUCUACUGCAGUGCGUCCCGCGACUGAGUGUCCCGCUGUCCACCAGAGACUGGUCCGAGGUGCAAGUCCACUCCGACGUCUACAUCGGGACAGUGAGGAGAGCCUUAUCCAAGCUGGUGGAAACCUGCCACGACCUGGAGAAGAAUCUGUCCUCGGACGCAGUGGGCAGGAUAACUCGAUAUGCAGUGGACGUGACUCUGGACCCUGCGACGGCUGCGGGCUGGUUGAUUCUGUCCCCGGAUGGAAAAAAGGUGAGUCUCAGCAAAAUGCAGAGGAAAGUCUUGCUGCCCGACGAGCCUCGCAGGUUCGACGCCUGCGUCUCCGUCCUGGGAAAACAAAGCUUCACCUCCGGGAGACACUUCUGGGUCGUUCAGGUCGGAGAUAAGACGGAUUGGGAUCUGGGUGUAGCCCGGGAGUCCAUUAACACGAAGGGCGCCAUCAUGGUGCGUCCCGACAGCGGUUACUGGGCGAUCUGCAGGCGUAAAGGCGGCAGCCUGAGCGCCUGUGCUGGCCCCUCCGUGCCCCUGCCCCUGCUGGAGACCCCACAGCGAGUCGCCAUCUUCCUGGACUACGAGGACGGAUCCGUGUCCUUCUACGACGCGGACACGAAGACUCACAUCUACACCUACAGCGGCUGCUCCUUCACCGAGCCCCUCUACCCCUACUUCAACCCCUGUCUGCAUGACAACGGCAGGAACGCCGCCCCGCUGGUCAUCUGCCCGGCGGAUGGUUGCGUGGAGGUCUGAACAGGAAACUGGGGAAAAGUCCAUUCACAAAUCCUGAUCCGAUAGGAAUGAACCCCGACACAUCAGCUGAGCGUCGCCUCUGUUUCUGAGAGUUAUUGUAGAGACACAACACGAUAAGAGAUCGCAAUGUGAUUGGAUGUACAGAAGAUAUAUGUAUUAUAUAUCCAUUUCCUUAUUCCUCCUCUUUAAUGCUGGUUGGUAACCAGCGAGUCUUUUGUUUCCUUUCACCUUCAGUAAAGUUUGAAAGAUUUAAGGAUGUUUUUUAAAAACCAAUAUAUUCUUCAUUUUGAUAAAAAGUUGUGGUCUGAUGUUCACUACAACGAACCUGGACUUCUGACCUCUGACCCUAACCCGAUUGAUGUUAAACGCAGCAUUUAAAUACUUCAUCUAUGUUUAAUUGAUAUAUAUAUAUAUAUAUAUAUUGCUGUAUUAUUAUACUUAUCUUUAACCUACGCCUGUGAGGAAAGUAGCAACUUAACACAAGCUGUUUAUUUCUGACGGUGUGAGUUUUCUGUGGUGAAAGACUUUAUGUACAUAUUUUAAAUAAAUGUACUCAAACAGUUA